Leptidea sinapis is the source of this 6771-nucleotide messenger RNA. RefSeq names its product fasciclin-2-like (gene Fas2). Gene Ontology annotation, cellular component: neuron projection; plasma membrane. Gene Ontology annotation, biological process: homophilic cell-cell adhesion. Lineage: Eukaryota; Metazoa; Arthropoda; Insecta; Lepidoptera; Pieridae. Gene Ontology annotation, molecular function: protein binding. The transcript is spliced from 17 exons. The record is from RefSeq and is a predicted model, not a curated record. The coding region runs from base 366 to 2999 and encodes 877 amino acids.
UCGCGUCAGUUUGACUUCGCGCGCGCCGAGAACGGACGUACCAAACUCUAGUUUCUUUACCAGUAUCACUCCGCGUCAGAAGUUUAUUUAAUUCAAACUUGUUGUAAUUAAACUUCACAGUAAAAUAUCAUUAUGAACUUACUUAAAUCGGUGAAGUUUAACUUGAAUGAACGAUUUCCGAGGUGUUAAUAACUUAUUAAGUGCCAUUUGUGUAUUAUCUUGUAUGAAUGUAUGCGUAAUACAGGUGUUAUAAACGCACGUGAAUUGUUUGCUAAAAGACAAUUACACUUUGAGGCUGAAUUUGAAUCUCCAUUGUUUUUUCUCAUUUGUGUGGACGAGAGAGUUUCGUGUUAAAAAGAGACAAAAUGAGGUCCUUUCGUGUAGGAGCGACAGGUGCGGUGGCGCUGGCAUUCUUGUUGGUGGUUUUAACAGAAUGUUCUGCGGCGAACCUGAGGAUAUUCCCCAUGCAGAAGCAACAGACGGUUGCAGUGGGCAAGUCAGUCGUGCUCACGUGUCAAGCAGACGCCUCGGACCCGGCCCUAGUCACGCAGCCCCAAUGGAGGGAUCCUAAGGGGCAAAUUAUAAAUGAAGCAUCGCCCGGUACAAGACCCGAAAUUUACACGGAACCGAUGCCCGCUAAACAACUGCAGCUGCUAUACAUAUCGUCAAUCACUCCAGCCAUGGCAGGCAAUUAUACUUGCGAAGCGACCUUUACCAACAUGCCUCUCAGUGCAAGCGUUGUUCUCGACACUUUCGUUGCAAUCACUUGGACAAAUGCUAAUGAAAAUCAAUAUGCAACAAAAGGAAAAGAUUUCAAAGUGAUGUGCGAAGUAACAGCUGAACCAGCGCCGUCAGUUGAUUGGUUCAAGGAAGGCACUCCGAUUCUUACUGGCGACAGAUACGUCAUUCACGCGAAUGGUCUCAUGAUAAAAGGUGUUGAGGAGAGCGAUGAUGGAACAUAUACUUGCAGAGCAGUUGUCAUUCAAACUGGAGAGCUUGCAGAGAGGAAUAUUAAACUUGAGGUUUACACUGCUCCUGAAAUGGAAGAGAGGGAAACAAAAGUAGUUAUCAAAGAAGGUGAAUCAGCAGCUAUAACUUGUAAAGCAAGAGGAAAACCACCACCAACCUAUUCCUGGAUAAAAGCUUCUACUCGCGAAAAUUUAGGUACAGCUUCUCGCUUCAGUGUCAAUGAAUUAUCAGGCCUUCUAACAUUUGAUAGAGUUGAGGCAGGUGAUUAUGGGAAAUACAUAUGCAGCGCGGUAAACCAAGCUGGGCAUAACGAAACAGAACUUGAAGUUGAAGUACUUGUUCCACCGAAAAUAUUUGAACUAUUCAAUACUACUGCUGCUGAGAAGACUGAAGGAAGACUGGAAUGUAAAGCAACUGGUCGCCCAGCACCAAGCAUUAGUUUUAGAAAGCUAAGCAAUAUGGAUCGGUUUUUAAAUGGUGCGAAUCAGGACGGAAGAAUUUCAAUUGAGUCGAGCAGUCGUCAAACCGGAGACCAAAUGCAAUCAAGUGCUGUUAUAACAAUUUCAUCGCUAAACAGAACUGACGAUGGCCUUUACGAAUGCAUUGCUGAAAAUGAAGGUGGAGAAGCAAGGAAAAAUGGCCAUUUAACGGUUCAAUUUAGACCGACAUUUGAACAUAUGACAGACAUGCCUAUAUGGAGUUGGAAUGCUCAGCCCAUUAAUAUUAGUUGUAUAGCUGAAAGUAUUCCAAAUGCUACCAUAAAGUGGAAAUUCCACGAUCUUGAUCUGAUUGAAUCUCCUCAAGUAAGAAUAUACGGUUCAGGUCCUAUAAGCUACGUCACGAUAACCCCAACGGAUAGAAGUCUCUACGGCAUAUACAAAUGUAUCGCUACAAAUACUCUAGGUGAAGCAGAGCAUAUAAUACAAGUUCGAGAAGCAUUUCCUCCAGGACCAGUUUUACAAGCAAAGCAAGAAACAAUCACAGCUACUUCAGUAUCAUUCAACAUUGUGGGACCAGCCGAAGAAAUGGGUCCACCAAUAUUAGCGUUCACCACUCAAUACAAAGAAAAUGGCAACUACGACUGGAAUUUGGCCAUGAAUAGAACUUGGUCUAUUAAUUCACCGUAUAUCGUUGAAAACUUGAUGCCAAUGUAUACCUACGACUUUAGAUUUGCAGCCGUGAAUCAAGUUGGUGUUGGAAGCUGGGGAGCGCCGAUAACGGUUAUAAUGCCAAGACGGUCUCCACCAGAACAACCGAAAUGGAGAGAAGCUGUAAGCUCCGAGUCUCUUAUCCAUGGAAAGUAUGCUGAUAAAUAUGAAUUACAAUGGAAAGUACCUGCUCAUAAUGGCGAACCUAUAGAUAUGUACGAAAUAAGCUAUUGCCCAGUCCUUAAAGUGAGUGGCGAAUGGCGUGUAUCUGCUGAAUCUGAUUGCGUUAUUGACGAAUUAAAAUCGUAUGAAGCAAUCAGUUAUGAAAUAAGAGGCCUUCGACCAGACACUAGAUACCGUAUGCACGUCAGGGCUCACAAUAUUUUGGGCUAUUCUCUUCCCGCUCAGCUGUUCGUCCAAACUGCUCUCGGUGUGGAACGUUCUGGAUUUGCGCCACCUCAACUACUUUCGAGUGGAUCGAUUAUAGGCAUAGCACUGGCUGGUGUUCUUUUGUGUCUUCUUAUUGUGGAUCUCCUUCUAUUCUGCUUUAGAAGGCAGGGAGUAAUUGCAACUAUUUGUGGCAAACGCGUAAAGACGCACAAAGAUGACGAAGCGAAAUUGGGAAGUCUGUACGGUUGGCGCUUCCCGCUCCCUUAUUGCAGCACGAAGCCGCGUUCGCCGCCUUCCCCAGCGCCGCUACCACCACCAGUCAAGCUCGUGCAGACUCCAACUUAUAUUCCAACGACGCCAGUGGAUGAAAAAGAACCACUCAAGGAUACUGCAGAUGAUGCAAUCAAGAGGAAUUCAUCUGUCGAGUUUGAUGGCCGACGUGUAUAUGCUACUAGCGGCGGUCCUAUCAUCGGAAAGAAUUCCGCUGUUUAAGUGACAACUUAAAAAUAAAUAUUUGUAUCAACUCAAAUCUAAAAUUAAUGGGAUUUCUUACCUAUGAUUGCUGAUUUGUAUGAGUUAGGAGAUACGCUUAUGUGAUUGUGACCAGUCCUAUUUACUGCCAAAAGACGAAUUAUCGAAUAAGUGUCUGCUUUAAGCCAAUGUCGUUUAGUAAUAUAUAAUCCUUAUUAUUGUACUUAUUAGUAGUAUCGCAUUCUGCGGUUUGCACACAUGAGUUUGGAAUGAACGUGCAUUUUAUUAAUAAUUUUAACGUCUGUCAUAUUUUUUAUUUUCUGCUUCAAGAGGUACUGAUGUGCCUUUUACUUUAAGUACUUCUAAUACGAUGUACGGAUUAGGUUAAGUUGUAAAUAUUGAAAUAAAAAUCCCUGAAAACAACACAGGCGUAUUAAAAAUAUUGACUUUUAGUUAUGUUAGUUUUGUCAGUGGAUAAGUUUUAUUAUAAGCAUAAAUAAAAAUAACUUCAUGUUAUAUUCAACUUUUAUACUCAAUAUCACGUUUUUAUUUAGUAUGGAGUUAAGAAUUUUACUAUAAUUUCACAUUGCAUUUAUUAAUUGAAUCAAUAUGUACAUAUUAAGAUUAAGGUUUUUGUAAAUAUCUAUAAUUCGUUUUAGUUAUAAUUUAUUAAUAUCGUUCAGUUUGUUUGUUUUACAAAUACAUAAUAAUUUAACACUUUUUAAUUGUCUCUCACGCUAAAUAUAAAAUAUUGAUACAUUAUAUACCUAAGUAAUUAGUGGUUAGAAUAAUCAUAUUUUUAAACACUAUUCGGCAUAAUAUACAUUUGUAUCACAAUUUUUGUGAUAGAUAAAUACUCCGUGAUCAUAGUAACAGAUUAUGUCCAAUACUUUUACACAACCUAUUUUGUAUUACGUUUAGGUCUUAGGCUGAGAUCUAUAGAGCAUACGUAGAUUUUACUCAGAUUUUACUUAAGUAAAACUGUAAGCUAGAGUUCUCUGAUUUCGUUUUUUAAUAAAAAAAAAUUAUUGAAGUAGGCGUUAAUUUGUGGAAAUCCAAUGUUUUGAGUUUUCUUUAGGGUUAAUUCCGCCAAUUAACCGCCGGUCUUUUAAACAAUUCGACACAUGUAUCGCCUCUACAAGAGGCAUCCUCAGGACAUGUUGACCCGCCAAAAUCUGGCACGAGAUUAGAGGCGAAACACGUGUCGAAUUGUUUAAAAGACAGAUAUUGGCGGAAUUAACACUAAAGAAAACUCAAAACAUUUGGAUAAUUCGUUUUUAUAGUCGUUUGACAGCUGAAAUAUUGCUAAGACCAGUGCAAAAGUCAAGUUCGCGUUUUAUCACACUUAGCUAAGGUUUACACAAGUAAAGACUGAGCAAAGUCUAAGUACGCUCUAUUAUAGAUCUCACUUCAGCGUCUGAGGAUCUGAAGUCUAAAAUAUACGCAACUUCUAUGCUGUCAUUCCUCCGUUGUCGUCGCUCUCUGCUUCCGUUAUAGUUAUGGUUCCAAUUAUAUUGAAGAUAACUAUUUUACCAUUUAUAUUUCAUGCCUUUAAAUCGUAUUGCUCUUGAAAAAACUAUACCUAUUAUAAAAUAUUUCUAUAGUUUUUUCUUCCCCAGUGUAUUUUUCUUUAUUCAAUGUUUAAACAUAAUAUUAUUUCGCCAUUAGCAUACUAUGUUAGGCAUUAAGUGUUCCUCUAUGUUUUAGUAUUUAUAUUACUAGAUGUUGUUAUGUUUAUAAUUUUAUAAUGAUUCCGCCGACAAUUAAUAAUAUUAAGUGCUUGCAAAGCUGCAAAAAAGAUUUAGUUUUUAUAAAACAAUACUACUGCACUCUUACAUUGUAGUGCCACAAACAAAAAAAAAAGUAUGUGUAUACUUAUGUAUGCACGCAAGAAGUUAUACUUCUUUGGCCUAACAAAGCAAAAAUCAUUAAAUUGAUUUAUUCCUCGUGCUAUUCUACGUUUUUACAAAGAACAAUAUUGUUAAAAUCUUGCAAAGAUGGCAUUGACAAUUAAUUAUUCAAUAAUGAAUACGGCUGUAUGGGCUUGAAACCUUUGCCUGUCCUAAUAAUGGACGAAGAUACCAAAAAAAAAUAACGAAUGACGCAAACGUCAGCUUUUAGAAACCAACUUCAACCUGUUACUUUUGUGUUACAGUGGUGCACGCACAUCUUAAAAUUUCACUCUCAUCAUUUUUCAUAACGCGCCUAAAAAAGUAUAACUUCAAAAAUAUUUUAUUUAUAUAGUUUUUUAUCUUAAAUCUUCACUGGCGACCCCUGAAGACUAUAAGUUUCAUCACAAUCUGGUCGAUGGUAUCGCAACGUAAGAGAAAUAAACAUACCAACAAUGAUUUUUUUAUAGAUUUAAAUCACAAAUAAGUAACAGUAAGAAUUCAAAAGUGUUGACCAUUAUCGAACAUCAGUCCAUAUUGCAGAGAUUAUUAAUAUUAGCAUCUAGAGAUAUUACUAAUAAUAAGUUAUUAUUCGAACAUUGUAUAAGGAAACUGGAUUUUUAAGUAUUAUAUGUAUGUAUCGGAAAGAUAUUAUUGAAAUUAUUGUUUUGAUGGUGAAGAACUUUUACUUACUACUCCUUAGUUUUGAAGUUGAUUAACAGAAGACCCAGUUUUCUUAUGCAAAUUAACCAGUCGUAGAGUUGAACAGGUGAUACGUUCUGUUCAUAUUGUUAAAUACCGGACUAAACACAAGCACAUGAGAAAUUCCAUUUAUAUGCCUUAAAAGCAUGACUUCUGGUAAUGUAAUUUCAUGUAAUUCCUUUAAUUUCCAUCAGGUGAGGUGAUGUACCUGGACUCAUAUAUUUAUCACAUCUAUGGGUAGAUACAGUCGGCUUACUUCAGGUGGCUUCACUACAAUGAACUACUUAUAUCACAAUAGAAUUCCCGUUGACUCACUUUCAGGUUCAGCUAUUAAAAAAGCUAGCAGAUUAAAAUACUUUUGAGGGACCCUUUUUAGUUAAAUAAACUACUUAAGUAUACUCUUGAAUCCAUAUAUCGAAUAUAAUUCUAUAGAAUCAGUAGGUGAUAGUUCAAAAUCGAAAAAAAGGACCGCAAAUCUUGAAGAUCUUUGGAAUAAUAAUGGGAUAGACUAUAUGAGUUAUUGCAUUGUCAUAGAUCCUUGAUAAAUAUGCGAUGUUUUUCUUCAGACUGACGUAUUAAAGUCGAUAUAGAUACGAAACUAGUAAAAACAUGUUAAUAAUCUCAAUUGAAUGCAUAUAAUUAAUAAUGCAAUAGGUGGAAGUAAAUCCGAUAUAAAUAAUAUAUUAUGUUUGCAAUUUUAUCAUGUGUAUAGCUGGCGGGUUUCUCUGGUAUACGUCUUGGGGACUCUGAACCAAGUCUCCAAGGGUUAAUCUAAGGAUGUUAGGAUCAAUAAAACUUGCUCCUUAUAUUGCCAGCACAAGAUUAUCACACAUUUCGAAUACGGAUUUGUGACUUAAUGCAUAACUUGUCCAAUUCUUUGACUGGUAUAGAAUAAAGCAGGCACCGUUGCAAUUAAUGAUUCUCUCAUAUCUGUAGUAUUUUGUACACAAUCUUAUUUAUUUACUCAUAUACUAUUGCUUUCUAGUGUUAAUUAUCGUUUAAGUGUCUUGGAUCAUAUUAUAGAACUAUACUCAAAGUAAGAUAGACAUUUGUAUGAUGUACCAAAACUUUUUCUUUACACUAUACGACGAUGAAUAUUCUGCGUUGAGUAUAGUUCUAGAAUACAGGCCAUGAUAGCUUUGAAACAUUUAUAUCUGCAUCAAAAUGUGCGUUUUUAUACAAUAAAUGUAUUCAAUGUAAAA